AUGGGCAGAACCCUCCCUGCCCCCAGGACGGGGCUCCUAAAUGGGAAGCUGAGCAGUGCCAUUUGGAAUCUGUGCUGCAAACUCCCAGCGGCCUGCUUCCCACACCACACCACUUUCUCCUGAGACUGGAGGGGGGCUUCAGGCACUUUUGCAAGUCAACUGAGCAGUGUGGGGGUAGAAGGCAUUGAAAGACAUCUUGAGGUUUACACCUCAGGAGACUGGACCUGCUCUUCCCAGAACCCCUUUUUAUCCUAAACCACAUGACAUGCUUCAUGGCAGUGACCCUGUAAUCAGGUCUACCUGGCAAGUCUACUUGGGAUUUGAGCUGAAAGAGCUGGUGAGUCCCUCAUGCUUCUAAGAGCUGGCAGCUUUAUAAAGGUCUAUGUACUCACCCCUCUGCCCCACCAACCCUAGGUGCUUUUGGGUGCUAAUGAGCUCCCCUCCUUCCCACCUUGGGCCUUGCUACUGCCUGGGGAAUUCACACAAAUGGUGUGAAAUUUUCCCUUUCUUUGUUUAUCUUUCUGACUUGGAGCUAUAGCAGACCCCUCACCCCCACCAGGACUCUGUUUACUCAACUGGGAGAGAUUUCACACCCAAGAACACAACUCUCUCUCCAGGGGCUCUCUCCCUAGAUCUUCACCCCCUCCUACUCCUUUCCCUACACUGCCUGAAUAAUUGAUGCGUCCAGGCAGAGCUUAUAAAAGGGUCCCUGGGGAAAGGCCAAAAGAGCGCUGAAGGUUCUGAGAACCAGGAGAGCCCACACAGUCUGCCUGGCUUGGUGUCCCAAGGAUGGACCCUGCUGUCCCUGCUGCUGCUCCCCCUGGCCUGCCUGUGGCACAAGCUCCUGUCCUAGUACAAGCCCCUGGACAAGAAGGCCCUGGGAAUGAAAGAGGAACUUAUCUUUGGAGGCCCUGGUUAUCCUCCACAAAUGACCAACUAAGGCAGGUGAGGGAGUUGGUGCACUGGGCUGCUGGUGGCGCAACAGCUGCUGAGGCCGCCAAGGCUGACUCUGAGUUCCAUCACCCAGUCAGGCUCUUCUGGCCUAAAUCCUGUGCCUUUGACUACUUGUACAGUGCUGGGGAGAUUUUACUACAGAACUUCCCUGUCCAGGCCACUAUCAACUUAUAUGAGGACUCCGACAGUGAAGAGGAUGAGGAAGAUAAAGAAGAUAAUGAUGAAGAAGAAACCGAUGAAAAGGGCCCAGAAGGGUGUGUGAGGGUACCAGUGUCCACACCACACAAGGCCACAGCUCAUUCCCCUGACCCACCCCUGACCUGUCCAAACUAAAGCAGUCUCAGUUAUGACUGGCAAGUUUCCAAUGGCAUUGAUUAGCCAAGAGUUUCCAGACACAGAUUUUCAGGACUGAAACCUGUGCUCUUAAGCUGACCAGCCUACCCUGGCUUCUUUGAUGGGCCUAGGAGCCUACGCUUCUAGCAUGUUAUAUCUGGGCUGCUCUUAUGUCAACAGACGGAGGUACCUGAGACCUAGAGAGGAAGGAAGACUUGAUUUCUGAAGCACCCAAGAAGCAUAGCAGGACCGGGGAUGCCCUGGCACAAGAGAGCAGUCACCCUCCAGGGCUCUUUGACACCCAUCAUGGUCAGUUCUCCCAAGUAGCCACAUAAUCUAGUCUCCUAGUGAAAAAACCUUUCCAGCUUCACCUUCAGGGACACCAACACAAGAUCCAAACACCUUGCUGGAAGGGAAGGAGUGAUCGGUCCUGAGAAUGAGCUUAUCUAGAGACCCGCACCUCACUUUGCCUUCUAUUCAUUAAAUCUGGGUAUUGGCACCAGAUGAAUCAGGAGAAAAAUAAACUGGAUGACGUUUGCCUUUUUCUUGGAACUCUGCUGAUUUCUUAACUGAACUCUGCCCAUGUUGUGAAGCCAUGAGUGGAGGGUCAGAGACCAGCUCAAGGCCAAUUCAUUCUAUCUCUACCUGAGGUCAGUUGACAGAUUUUUCUCUUCUAGAAUGUAGGACUGGGGACUUAGUCUCAAGGCAGCCUCUCUCCAUCAACUCCUGAAAUCAGGCUUGAUUAAACUUCAAGGACAGCUUAGAAAAGGAAGAAUAAAGCUCCUUGCCACAAGGAAGCUUGAAAGUUAGGGGUAGAGGAUGAGGACUCGGGGGGUGGUGGUUGUUAGAUGUGUCUUUUCAUUUGAGCCCUGGAGGUGGACAUGUGCAUAUGAGGAGGGAUGUUUGGGAACCUGUUAAAUUCUGUCAGUUUAUCUCUUUGGUUCCCUCAGUGUUUUCCACUGCCCAGUCACUCUUGCCCCAAUUACUCUUCAACUAAUUUUUCUGCUUCCAGAGUUUUAUUUUGCAAUCUGUCUGCAUAUUAGCCACCAAAUCAGGUCAUGGUCUUGCUUCACUAGUAGCUGGACUUAUGGUUUGUUCUUUCUUUCACAGAUUACUUUGAGGAGCUAUGGCUUCUUAGGAAAGUACAUCUUUAUAUAAUGCAAGCAAUGCUACAUAUUCACAGAUUGAGUCUUUAGUGUGCCCUUGCAAUCAUUUGCUUUUGUGUUUGUUUGUUUGUUUGGGGCUUUAUUGGAGACAGGGUCUUGCUAUAUAG
Molecule: messenger RNA, 2560 nt
Organism: Nannospalax galili (Upper Galilee mountains blind mole rat)
Lineage: Eukaryota; Metazoa; Chordata; Mammalia; Rodentia; Spalacidae
Gene: Ripply1
Product: ripply transcriptional repressor 1
Exons: 4
Coding region: 790-1287 (165 amino acids)
Biological process (GO): negative regulation of transcription by RNA polymerase II; embryonic pattern specification
Cellular component (GO): nucleus
Source: RefSeq, a predicted model, not a curated record